This is a messenger RNA of Moneuplotes crassus, 684 nucleotides long. The record is from the annotation of a GenBank genome assembly. NCBI's taxonomy places the organism in Eukaryota, Ciliophora, Spirotrichea, Euplotida, Euplotidae.
UAAAAAUGUGAUUUUUUCCAGGCAUGAUGCCACAAGGAGAUCCUCCAAAGUUAUCCAAUAAGGGAGAUUCGAUCAAAACUUGAGCCUAUGUUCUGUUAGCCCUUCAUGUAAUCUUUGCGAUCAGCGAACUGAUCCUUUUGGAUGCAAUGAAGGGAAUUUUCGAAGGAGUAACCGCAGCAAUCCUCUACUGUGGGCUCUCAUCUCACAACUUCUGUAUGAUUUUGAUGUAUAACAUCAUGCUAUUCUUCAACUGUGUGCAGUUAUUUGCUGAGUUGGGUACUUUUAUUCAAGAUAAGGCUGCUAGCAAAUAUUAUGACUCUAAGAUGAAUUCUCAUCAUUAUUCAGACACCUUCUUUGUUCCAUAUUUGGUGGUGCUGUUUAUAUUCUACCUUUUCGCGAUUAUUACUUCGUUCCUUUUCUACAGGGAAUGAAAGCAGGCAAUGAUUGGAGCUCCACAGAACAAUGAUGAACAAUUAGAUAGGGCUCAGUACGGCACUGUACCUCAGAAUGAAGCUGCACCAAACGGUGCUUCAAACUUCAUGGGAAUGGGGCAAAAUAUGUACGCUCAGAGCCCUCCAAGUGAUGAAGUUGCUACAAACGCUAGGAGCCAGUCCAACGGUAGCAAUAAUGAUGUUGAAAUCCCAAAGAGAUUCCCUGGAAGAGGGCAAAGAAUAGGUUAGACUU